UCGAGAUCUAAACCAUUCAUGGUGAUGUUGUAUUAACAACCGUCCUGCUGCCAUCGCCAUUUCUGUUUUCUUGGAAUUUAUGCCGCUGUUCGUCACUCUAUCCCCUUUCUUAUUCUUCAACAAUUUUCCUUGCUAAGAAACCCAAUUCAUUUCCAUAAAUUUUAAUUCAGCUGAAAUUGAUUGUGGGGAUCGGAGGAAAAUAAAUAAUGUUGGCGAAAGCAGAUCCUUCUCAGAAACUGUAUACGCGCAUGCGAUUAUGGGAAACUCCUGAUCAAUACGUUGUGGAGCCUAGUGAUGGUUCUUCUGGAUCUUGUUUGGCAAUCAGUCGUGCCGAUGGCACCAUGACUCUCCUUGAUGAAAUUCCAAGCUCUGGCGGCCGCACUCCAAAAAUUCAGACCAUUUUUGGUGUUGUUGGGAUAUUAAAGCUUUUGGCAGGAUCAUAUCUAUUCGUUAUAACUGAACGAGAUUGUGCUGGAUCUUACUUGGGUCAUCCCAUUUUCAAAGUUUCAAAACUGAAAGUCUUUCCCUGUGAUUAUUCCUUGAAAAACUCUCCCGAGGAACAGAAAAAGAUGGAGUCCGAGUUUUCUGCCAUGUUAAAAGUUGCAGAGAAGACUCCUGGCCUCUACUUUUCAUAUGAUGUUAACAUAACUUUAAGUGCACAACGGUUGAAUGAAUUGGGUGAUGAUUCGAGGCUUCUUCCUCUUUGGAGGCAGGCAGAACCUCGGUUCCUUUGGAACAACUAUAUGUUGGAAGUCCUCAUUGAUAACAAGCUUGACCAGUACAUGCUUCCUGUUAUCCAAGGCUCUUUUCAGAACUUCCAAUCAGCUAUCGGGAAAGAUAUAAUAGACGUCACGCUGAUUGCACGGAGGUGCACUAGGAGAACUGGGACUCGGAUGUGGAGAAGAGGAGCUGAUUCUGAUGGCUACGUAGCAAAUUUCGUCGAAAGUGAACAAAUUGUACACUUGAAUGGGCAUACUGCAUCAUUUGUGCAGGUCCGUGGAUCAAUUCCAUUUCUCUGGGAACAAAUUGUCGAUCUGACAUAUAAGCCUAGGUUUGAGAUUGUGAAACCAGAGGAAGCACCUCGAGUUGCUGAGAGGCAUUUUCUGGAUUUAAGGAAGAAAUAUGGAAAUGUUUUAGCUGUUGAUCUUGUCAAUAAGCAUGGUGGCGAGGGGCGCUUGAGCGAAAAAUUCGCGUCUGCAGUACAGAAUAUUCUUAGUGAUGAUGUGAGAUACGUGCAUUUCGACUUUCAUCGCAUCUGUGGACAUAUACAUUUUGAGCGCCUAUCCAUCCUUUAUGACCAAAUAGAGGAUUUCCUGGUUAAAAAUAGGUACUACUUGCUAAACGAUAAGGGUGAAAAGGUUGAGGCGCAAAUUGGAGUUGUGCGGACCAAUUGUAUUGAUUGCUUAGACCGCACAAAUGUCACACAGAGCAUGAUUGGGCGUAAAAUGCUGGAACUCCAACUUCAAAGGCUUGGUGUUUUUGAUGCUAACCAAACUAUUAGAUCUUAUCCUAAUUUUGAUGACUGCUUCAAAAUAUUAUGGGCAACUCAAGGGGAUGAUAUAAGCAUUCAAUAUUCUGGCACGCCUGCUUUGAAAGGAGAUUUCGUCAGAUAUGGCAAGAGGACCAGCCAAGGGAUCCUUAAAGAUGGCUGGAAUGCUCUAAUGCGCUAUUACCUAAAUAAUUUCGUAGAUGGUACAAAACAGGAUGCAAUUGAUCUACUGCAAGGACAUUACAUUGUUUCCGUUUCUCGGGAUAUGGCUCCCAAAAGGCCCACAGGAAAGGUUGAGGCCAUUGCGUCGUUCCGUAUUGCUUUAGCAUUGAUAGCAAUGGGGUUCUUUUUGACUAUGAUGUCACUCAGGCAAGUUCCGAAUGAUGUUUGGCAUUUAGCAUUUUCACUUUUGUGGGCGGGAUUAAGUUUAGGGAUAGCAGCAUUCGUGAAAGCCAAUGGGCGGGUUUUCUGUAAUCGACCGCGUCUACACAAACCCCCCCUCUGAUCAAUGAUUUAUGGCAACUUCAGGUACUAUUCAUUCUUUCAGAAGCAAUAUACACUUUCUGGGUUAUUUGUAUCAACACACAACCUUUCCACUUCCUUUAUUUUUUCUACUAUGUAAUUCGAAGUCUUAUAUCUUGUAAUAUCAUUUGUUUGUUUUGACUAAAAAGGUCAACCAUAAUUUUUGAAUGAAGCAGUCUUUCCAAAUC
Molecule: messenger RNA, 2199 nt
Organism: Cynara cardunculus var. scolymus (artichoke)
Lineage: Eukaryota; Viridiplantae; Streptophyta; Magnoliopsida; Asterales; Asteraceae
Product: phosphoinositide phosphatase SAC7-like
Exons: 20
Coding region: 207-1994 (595 amino acids)
Biological process (GO): phosphatidylinositol dephosphorylation
Cellular component (GO): endoplasmic reticulum
Molecular function (GO): phosphatidylinositol-4-phosphate phosphatase activity
Source: RefSeq, a predicted model, not a curated record